Messenger RNA from Lytechinus pictus (painted urchin), 3152 nucleotides. RefSeq lists its product as uncharacterized. Gene Ontology annotation, molecular function: transaminase activity; pyridoxal phosphate binding. Gene Ontology annotation, biological process: polysaccharide biosynthetic process. NCBI's taxonomy places the organism in Eukaryota, Metazoa, Echinodermata, Echinoidea, Temnopleuroida, Toxopneustidae. The transcript is spliced from 4 exons. Bases 145 to 1806 code for a protein of 553 amino acids. The record is from RefSeq and is a predicted model, not a curated record.
AUAGUGGUGUCUACGUCUGUAGUGUAUUCAAACCAAGGACCAGCUGAAAAUGAGAAGGUUGUAGUAAAUAUACACAAGAUCUGUAAACGAAAACAAAAAAAUGAAAUAGAAAUAUUUCUACUAAUCGCAUUUAAAUAGAUCGUCAUGGAUUCGGAUACUUCAACGAACUUACAACGUCUGCCCGACAUGGUAGCGCUACUACUAGAUGAUGUCGUGAAGUAUUCAGUGUCGGCUUCAGGAUUCGCGGUGUUGGUUGUCGUUUUCUUCGUGUAUUGUGUCUGUUGUCAUCGUCGAGAUGGUAGCGAACGCGAUGUCAACCGGGUGCCCUAUGAUUGCUUGUUUAUCGAUACCACAAUUCGCCACGCGAUGUCAUUGAUCACGUGGUACUGCCGUGUACGGUUGAGACGUCACAACAUGGACACCGAAAAUAGGAAGCUUCUUAAUGAGAUACACGCUUUGUGUCAGACUAAAGCAGCACAGCGCCCCCAAGAUCAGCACCCGACCCUGAUCAGUGCAUCCGUCAACACCAGUCUUGACCUAUUCUUCCGGGUCCAGAAGUACCCACCGGGAUCAGAGGUCAUUGUGACCGCAAUCAACACGUCCGACACCGUGCAGGUACUGCUGCAUCAUGGACUUCAGGUGAUUCCUUUGGAUGUUACAAGGGGUCAGCUCUCACCAGACCUUGAAGCCCUGAGGCUUCUCAUCAAUGAAAGCACGGUGGCUAUACUAGUGACGCACCUAUUUGGGCGGGUGUGUGACCUGUCGGCCGUCACCGAACUCGCCCAUGAGCAUGGGGUUCAUGUUCUUGAAGACUGUUCCCAGGCCUGCAUGGCGCCAGCCUAUUCCACGAAUCCAGAAUCUGAUCUCGUAUUCUUCAACUUUGGGGUGAUCUACCCGUGCACUGCGUUCGGUGGCGGCAUCACAAGGAUCAAGGAUAAAUAUCUCCUUGAGAAAAUGGACAAACUACAGGAAACAUAUAGCCAAGGAUCUGAAGUAGAGUAUAUCCGAAAGGCUUUUAAAUGCACCUUAACCGCAAAAGCUCUCCAGUAUCCUCGCCUUUUAUCUAUGUUUUCUUCUUUGGCCAGACUUGUUCUUGUUGAUCUCAAAAAGAUCGUCAAUGAUUCCUUAACAUCGCCCCCUACGGCUGGUCUGGUGCGUAAUAUGCGUCAGAGUCCUCCAACUUCGAUGACAUUUAUGCUUUUUCAAAGAUUAAAGCAUUUCGACUCGAAUGGCGUGGAGAGAUCUCAAGAUGUCGGGGACUAUGUUUCAGAUAGGCUUCCGCAGGUAGCAGGUCAGAUAGGCAACGACGCCCUCAUUAGAGGAUACUGGCUUUUCCCAAUCCUUGUUGAUAAUCCAGAUGAAGUCUGUCAGCGUCUCAAUCGACUUGGUAUCGCAGCUGCAAGAGGCCUUGCCCAGAUCGAGCUAAUUGUCUCCCCAAGUACAACUCCAGAUGCUCCACCAACGAAUCUAGUAGGCAUCGAUGAGACCCGAUGCCAACCUACCACGGCAUCCUUCAUCAUGGACCACAUCAUCUACCUUCCCGUCCACCGAGGCGUACCGAGACACCACCUCGAUCAAGUCUGCCUAGCUGUUGAGAUCGUCCUCAAUAAGCUUGCCAUCCUCGCCCGCUACCACGCCAGCCUUGGUUCGAGACAGAAGGAAACGCAUCAUGGUCCAUAUGGACCGAUCACACCAAGAAGGAACAAGGAAUCGUGUCGGAGGCGGAUGGUUUCGUCUAAUCGAAACGCAACUUCAAAGAUGCAGCAGGCCAUCGCAGCUAACGCCAAUAGAAACGAUUUGACAUAGCCAUGAUUCUCAAGUACCGUUCACACUUAUACCUUCCGCCAUGAUCCGAUUACGGGAAUCAGUCUCUAUAUCAAUAAAUCCUAACAUGAUGUUCCUGGUUAAAGUUCUCGUGUGAGGUUCGACUUACUGUGAAUCCUGGUGAGCUUUUCAUCUACAUUGCCGUUUGAGUUAUCAGAUCUUACACUUUUGCUAAAAUUUAAUUGGCUUUGAAGCAUAUAAAUAUAGGUGUUGACUGGUGCUAUGCUAACUGUAGGAUGCGUCGGAUAAACGCCAAUCAUGAACGAUCCCCGGAAAAAUAAUCACACAACUUCUCUGAUGUCACUUUAACUUGGAACCAUUAACAUACUGCUUGGACCUUCUCAAAGAAGAAAGGCCUUUAAUACUAAUUUCUAUUUUACUUUCGUUUACUUUCUCUUCAGAUGUUACAUGCGACUAUUCAAAAACUCAUACAACCAUUUCGAAGCUAUACAUGAAACGCAUUUUAGGGGUCGAGAAGUAGUAUGCGGUUUAUAUUAUGAGUUAUGUUCAAUCUUUGCCAUCAAAUCAGAGAAUUUCUAGAGGGAUAUUGCUUUGAAAAGACAAAUAUAAAAAUAACUAAAGAAGGCUAGUUGAUGGCACCGCAGGGUUACCAGUCAGCUAGAUUAUGGACGUCAAACAUAUCAUCAAAACCUUGAUGAUAUGAAUAGUUCCCUCUUCCAUGUCUUCCUUUUUAAGAAGUUCAUUUUGCAUUAUAAGGAAAGUAUCGAACAUCGCCUUAAAAGAGUUUACCUCGCCCUUACUGCGGCAGCCCGAACACGUACUGUGUUCGGGCUGCGUUGUGAUUCACCCCGGCUAACCAGAUCAAACCAGAUGAGCAUCGGGAAUCAAUCAAAAAUACAUAAAAUUGCACAAUUAAGGAAUCAAUACAUACUUACAACUUAAGCCGCAAUAUGGGCGGCCCUCAAAACUUCGAAAUAAUUCCCCAAAACGAAGCAAAAACGUCGGAAAAUUUUGCCGGUGUGCAUUAAAAGUCGUUUGUACAGGAAGCAAUGGAGGAUCGAUAUAGCCUUUUGACGAGGCAACGAGAUAAAUUGAUUUUUAUCUUCGUGCUAGCAGAAAACAAAAACAUUGUCUCUAUAUUUAAAUUAGUUUCUUUAUCAUCUUUUUUUUUUCGAGAGAGAUUAUGCACGUGGUGUCGCACAUUUUUUUUAAUAUGCAUAAUUGAAAACAAUUGAUACACCUUGUGAGUAAAAAGAUAAUUUGAUAGCCUAUUUUAUGUGGUUUGUAUUGACGCUUGAAAUGAUGAAGCCUAUUCUUUGCAAAUAAUUUAUUUCCUUGUAUUAUAUUAAGAAGUACUAGUAAUUUGA